Striga asiatica is the source of this 911-nucleotide messenger RNA. NCBI's taxonomy places the organism in Eukaryota, Viridiplantae, Streptophyta, Magnoliopsida, Lamiales, Orobanchaceae. The record is from the annotation of a GenBank genome assembly.
ACAAAANACAUAGGAGAAUGGCAAUGCACAAAAAGCUUCAAAUCCUCAGAGCCCUCACCAAAUCAAAAUCAGUGAAAAAGAGCUCUAUCAUCAUGGAUGCCUUUUUCUAUAUCAGAAGCUUGAGGCUCCAAGUUGAAGCAAUCCAGAAAGAGUACCAAAACCUUAUAAAUCAUAUCCAGGAAGUGAAAGUGGAGAAGAUUGGGAUGGGAUAUUUACUAGUGAGGAUAACAUGCAAGAAAGGCGAAAAAUUGUUGGUCUCGAUACUUGAGGCGUUUGAGGAGAUGAACAUAAUCGUCUUGCAGGCGAAGCUCACGAGCAAGCACUUUUUCGGUAUGGAGGCUAUCGUCAAAGCUGAUCAAGUUGAUGAAUCGACCUUGAAUCAGGCCAUUCUCAAGAUCAUCAAAAUGCAGAUGGACAAUUAACUGAACUUGAUAUUAUUAAGAAACUAAAAGAAAAAAUGGGGGGAAAAUCAAGUAGUGCUUUUUUAAGAGAGAAAGGGAAAAAAAAAAAAAUAAUUGUUGUAAAUUGACCUGGUGUUUUAUCAAUCCUGUUUUGUGAUUAUAUGUGUUGAGAUUUGAGAAGGGUUAUUGAGAGUUCAUGUUUGGAAAUUAUUAUUAUCUUGUUUUGUUAAUUUCAAGAUUAUUGUUAACUGUUAAGGUUUCAACUAUUUUACGUGUCCGGCUUGUGUGCUGAGUGAGUAUAGUAAAUGAUUAGUUUUAUUUCUACAUAAAUUUUGAAACUGCUUAACAAUUUGGGAACUGUUCAACAAUUUGGUGGGUCGAUCAAUUAUAAUUUUGAACAAAAAUAUAUUACGGUUAGGUUUUACCCAAUAAAUGUCGCAAAUGAAAUUAUAGUUGUCUCACUGUUCAAACAUAUUUAAUUUCUGAAUUGAAACUUGAUUAGAUAUGCAC